CAGGAGGAGCACAGUCCAAAGGAGUUACAGCAAGAGGAGGAGCAGGGCAGUCCAGACACACAGAGAGAGAGGAAGAGGAGAAAGUAUAGAGGAAAAAUAAGGUCGGGAUUAUUUGCUGUGAAAUUUUUUGGAGACCUUUUUUUUUUUUUUGUACGCACGGCUGGAACAGACUCGUGGAGACGCAGAAGAACCGCAGCUCGGCGUCCUCUCCUCCCUCCCUGAGACCUCACCGACUCGCUCCUACCCUACCUGCUGGUUGUCUACACGGCGGUGUUCGCACCGGCUCUCCUCCAUGUAUAAGAUGGAUUACUCCUACCUGAACUCCUACGACUCCUGCAUGGCGGCCAUGGAAGCGUCGGCCUACGCGGACUUCAGCUCCUGCAGCCAGGCCAGCUCUUUCCAGUACAACCCGAUCCGGAGCGGACCCUUCUCCAAUCCGGGCUGCGCUCCGCUCAGCACGGCCAGCUGUACACUAGGGGCCCUGAGGGAGCACCAACCGACUCCCUACUCCUCAGUUCCUUACAAGUUUUUCUCGGACCCCUCGGGCCUGAACGAGAAGCGGAAGCAGCGUCGCAUCAGAACAACCUUCACCAGCUCUCAGCUGAAGGAGCUGGAGCGGGUGUUCGCAGAGACUCACUACCCGGACAUUUACACCCGGGAGGAGCUGGCCCUGAAGAUAGAUUUGACCGAGGCCCGUGUCCAGGUGUGGUUUCAGAACAGACGUGCCAAGUUCCGUAAACAGGAGCGCGCAGCCAACGCCAAAGCCAACAGCUCUGGUGGCGCCACGGGCAGCAGCACCACCGGCAGCAGCUCUGGCGGGAAGAAAGGUGGAGAGACCAGAUCCUCAUCAGACGAUGACGAGUCCAAAGAAUCUACCUGCAGCCCUACACCCGACAGCACCGCCUCCCUGCCCGGCUCGGCCAACGGAAACCUGGGCAGCCCGGCCAGCCUGAGCCCGAGUCCGGUGCCCGCCAACAGCUACGUCAACGCCUCAAGCUCCCCGGUCCUGCAGGGCCUAAAGCCGCCCAGCUGGUCCAGCCUGGGGCCGUCCAACCCCGCCGUGGCCCAGCCCGCUGCCCAGACUCAGGAGAUCCUGAAGGCCUGGCAGCCGGCGGACAGUAUGACCGGGCCUUUUGCUGGAGUUCUGUCCUCCUUCCACAGAAAACCCAACCCGGCCAUCAAGACAAAUCUGUUUUGAAGCACAGACGCAGCGAAAAGGACGAGACGAGUGGACAGGAAUCGGUCGACCGGAACAGAGGGAAGUGAGCUUCAGUGAGAGCGGUGGUCUACUACGCCGUAACUUCAGCCUUGGAUACUUCUGAGGGAAACAUCCUGGCGACGUCAUUCAAAACACACACACACACACACACACACACACAAGGCAGUCAACAGUUGGACACAAGCCCUCUGUCCUUCUGUCCUUUCAACCUAUUAUGCAACUGUGCACAUUACGCCUGACAUAUACACUACCCGGACAUGGACCAGAGGUCACUCUUACAAAGUCGAACAGAGAACACGUUUGUCCGUGUGUGUGUGUGUUUUUUCCUUCAUUUAAA
Messenger RNA from Cynoglossus semilaevis (tongue sole), 1556 nucleotides. It is a transcript of the gene phox2a, whose product is annotated as paired like homeobox 2A. Gene Ontology annotation, molecular function: RNA polymerase II transcription regulatory region sequence-specific DNA binding; DNA-binding transcription factor activity, RNA polymerase II-specific. The transcript is spliced from 3 exons. Lineage: Eukaryota; Metazoa; Chordata; Actinopteri; Pleuronectiformes; Cynoglossidae. The coding region runs from base 293 to 1198 and encodes 301 amino acids. The record is from RefSeq and is a predicted model, not a curated record. Gene Ontology annotation, biological process: regulation of transcription by RNA polymerase II.